AUGGCCUCGCCCCUCUCUCGCGCACUCAUAUCGCCAGUAAAGCAAGACAAGAAGGCCCGCAUCACCAGCCUCUCCCUCAGCCCCCGCAAAUCCAUCAAGAGCCUUUUCAGCCUGUCCAGAUCAUCGUCCUCCCCGAGACCUAGCCCUCGCUCCCAGGAAACCUCCUCAGACCACACCGUCAUCACUACCUCUGCCCCAAAUGAGGAUCGUGCCGAACCAACCAUCAAGCUUGUCUUGAAGCAGACGCCGAGCCCGGUCAAGAGGAAGCUGGUCGUCGUCAAUCGUACGCCGCCGGGUGCUCGCUCGUCCCCCAAGAAUCUUGAUAGACCUCACACUCCCGCAAGCCCCACUCCUCAAAAAGCCCGUCAUCCUGCAGCGCAUCUUCACAUGUCUGCCGCUCCUGUUGCAAACAUCGCAAGGCCAAGCGUUGGUCGCCGUGUCACCUCUCACACCCCCUCACAAACGAUCAAAGACCGUCCGAAAGACCGAUCAAUUCGUCCCAAAUCCAAAGCCUCGAAAUCAGAUCGGGUAAUACCCACUCGACAACGUCUGUUGCAUGCUAUCCCGUCCCGCGCGGCUGAGGUCGAUGUCUUCAAGUUUCAAGAAGAGGUAGGAGAGGACGAAGAGGUGAUGGACAUGGUGAUGGACGCUUUGGAGAAGAUUCAAGAGCAGGGAAACGCCAACUGCGAGGGUAUGAUCGCUCAGGAGAUUGAACGUAUAGACACUACGACCCUCUCAGCCCUGCUGGACCCUUCGGACGCUACAACAUACCUUCAGCUCUGCAUGGAUAUGGCUCUCGAGAAGCUGGAAGAUCUGGACGAGGAACUGUCUGGCUACCGAGUGCGGCUUAUGUCUGUCGAGGAGGACAAAUCGGUCAUCAUCUCAGACACCCGGACGCUGUUCAAGAAGCGAUCAAUGCAGAGGAAGCUAGCCAAGGAAAGCAGACGCAUGCAUGAGAAGACCGAGGCGCGGCACUUGUCUAUGACUCGGAUUUGA
Molecule: messenger RNA, 996 nt
Organism: Cryptococcus wingfieldii CBS 7118
Lineage: Eukaryota; Fungi; Basidiomycota; Tremellomycetes; Tremellales; Cryptococcaceae
Exons: 3
Coding region: 1-996 (331 amino acids)
Source: RefSeq, a predicted model, not a curated record